GUGCCACCAGCGUCGUGAGCCGUCACAGGCCUCCUUCAGCAGUAAGCUCCUCACCUUCAUCAUGGAUCUAAGCUCGCAUACUGCGGCGGCGCCCCAUGAAGCCUCUUCCCCCUCUGAUUCGGCGACUGUCAAGCGUGCGCGUGUCACCUAUGGUCGUCGCAGAGAGACUCUCUCGGACAGAGAGGCAUCCACGUCCACCGCCUCCAUGGAGGUAUCAUCACGCGUCUCAUCUUACGGAAUGGAACUUCCGGGGAAGGACAACGGAAUCUCCCAUGGUUCUGACGGACGGGACGCGUUCAACUUCUCUACCACACCUAUCGAUGACGAGACGGACAGCGACACAUGUAAUGUCGCACCAUCCUCUCGGACUGGGUUUCAAUUUUCGUGGAGGAAGGCCUUGAAGGAUAUAGACUAUGUCUAUUUGAAGAACGACGCGUCCACAAACGAGGCAACAGGGAAAAAUGCAGAUGCGGAUCGUGGCGUUUCGAGAGCUCCAACACUGAAGCAGGUGGCGGAACGCGCACAGAUUCCGGAUGGGCCCAUACAGGGUCAUGAGUCGGCCGAGGAGGAAGGCACGCCCUCAGAUAUGACCUCAAGUGCUGACAAUCGCGCCACGUCGCCUUCCUCAUCCGCUGUAAUAUCUCGGCUGGGGCGGUCCACGAAAGCUGUAGAUGGUUCAGACGAUGAAACAAGCGGCUUCGAAAAGGCUCUCUCUUCGGUCGAAUCUACAUCCUUGUCUCUCACUAACGAUUCGGUUGAUUCCUUUGGAGAAUCCUCUAUCAAGAAGGGAAAACAAGGGACUGUAGAAGAGUCUUCCUCAGACGAUGAACUUCCUGAGGCGUACAUCGAGCUAGAUAUGAGGAAAGCUCGACGCAAGAAGCAACAUGCGAACGGAGGAGAGAGACGCGUCAAGGCACCUACAAAGAAACAGUGUGAAGAGACACACAAGGCAACUGCUCGAAUUAUAGCGGAUCGGGCGGUGUCAAUUCCCCGCGCACAAGCGAAACAGCUUGGCCUGACGCAACUAUGGGAGAAGAUAGGGCGAAGUGUCCGCCCUGCUCAAGAUCAGCGAUCGCAGCAAGUCCCACCAUCCGAUCCCAUACAGCCGUUCUCUUCGCCUGCUCUGAAGUCUGGUGCCCAUUCGCCAGCAUCUGCGUCUCCGUCAGACGCAGCGGCCUCAGUCAAUCCGAACGAGCGAGAACCUAGCACGGGGUUCAUACCAACAACCUUACUUGGUCUCUCCUCAGUCAGAGCAGACAUUCAGGAUUGGCACGACUCUAGCGACAGCGAGCUGCCCACGGUCAGCGCGCCCGUCGAGGAGGAUACAAAGAAGCGAGAAGAAAGCGAACGGAAAAAGCGGCUCGCCCAGCUGAAACGACAAUACAUGGAGCGCACGAGACAAGAGGAUUCGGAUGCGAGUGAUUUGGAGGUGAUAAGCUCGACGGGAAAGCAUAGACAAUCCGCGUUGUCUAGGUCCAUUCAACGUCUUCGAGCGCAAGCGCAUACAUCACGGCCCCGUGGUGAAGGAGAGCUGCGGUUGUUGAAGGCCUCUACCGCUCCCGCUUUCGCGAGACUGGACAAAGAGAUGAAAGAAUCUAAUGCAACUCACCUGUCCAAGGAUCAAUUGAACAAGAUGCUAUUGCAGAAAGCGGGCAAACAAGCGGAAGAAUUGGUCAAAGUGAAAGAGGAGGAAUGGAUCAGCAGAGGAGGGAAGAUCAAGGUCAAACGUGACGACAGUGAAGACGGCGCUAGCGUGAAGGAUGCUGUUCUUUCCUUGGUCUCGAAAGGCCUGUUAGCGGGACAAAGAGUUGGUCAGGACGACACAGAAAAAGAUAAUGGCGAAGAUGAGGAAGAUGAUGAAGACUAUGCGCCAGAGCAGGAGCAGAGCGAUCACCCCGAAGGCAACGUUCAGGACGAGAAUGGCCGGUUCUCUGAUGCCGAGACUCAGGUCUCCAUCCCUUAUGACCGCGGAAUAGACUCAGCCGAAGAUGCAGCUAGCGAUAAUGAUGAAGAAGCCGAUCUGUAUUCUCAUAAAGCAACGCGGCCCCGACGAACGAUCACAAUCGUCCAGUCGGAUGACGAGGAUGAGGCUACCAGCUCCCCUUCGUUGCGCAAUAGAGAACCGCUUGCUGCCGAUGGCUUAUUUUGGCCAUCGUCUUCUCGCUCGCUCGCUGCAUUGCACCAUCGAUCCUCCAUAUCGUCCUUCGAGGACCCCAUGGAAAGUGGCACGGAUAAGGAGAACGAUGAACGGAUGAUGUAUGACAGAGGGGAAGACAAGGAGAACACUGUGGUGCACACGCAGUCGUCCAUGGGCCUGCGAGUCGCCGUGAGUCACCUUAGAAGUUCUUUCGGCUUGGUAGCUCGAGACAGGUCGCCCCUCCCGAGCGCGACCGUGGACCACGAUUUGUCGGCGAGGACUAGUCCAGCAGAUGAGCGACGACCACCGCUGAAAGAGUUGUCCAGGGAAGAUGACGACUUUGAUGAUUCGUUCGCUCUCUCAACCCAGCCGCGAGGGCGAGGCCGAAAAUUGUUGUUCGGUCCGGAUCGUUCUUCCGAACAUGCCCUGCCUUCUUCCCCCAGUCUUGUCGACCACGAACGCGAGGACAAGGAGCCAUCACCACUGAGUACCAGUUCGCUGGCACCACCUGCGAUGCUCACGACUGAUCUAUCCGAGUUCUUCGAACCUGAGGCAUCGCGCAAUGGAUCCGUAUCAAUGGAUUCCAAACAACUGAAGAAAGAAGGAUUAUCCCAGUUCCAUUCUCAAGCCACGGACAAUAACGGACUUGCUCAGUUGAGGCAAGCCAAGCCUACCCAGCGCUUCUCGCUGACCCUUGACGCUGGACUUGAACCGACGCUGGAUGUCAAUCGGAGCCUCUUGAGAAAGGCCGGCGACAUUUUUGAGAAGGAACAAGGCUUCCUAGCUGAGAGCUUCGGUAGCAAGAUCGGGGUGGAACCCCAGUUGUAUGUGAACGAGCAUGGAUUCCUUACGCAGACUGUCUCCAAUGGAAAGAUCCCCACAUCAUCUCCUCUUCUGUCACCGUCAUUACUCGCGGCGUCAUCUCCAUUCGCACGAGAUGCAAUGCUUCCGCAACCGCCACCGCCUAUCAGACAACCUCUCGUCGCUAUAGAUGCGGACGUUGAGAUGGAUGGCGUUGACGAGCUGCCCAGACGACGUCUGUUCAGACGAGAAAUAUCUCCAUUUCAACGAGAAGACAGUCAAGAUCUGAACUCGUCCUCGAGCAAGCCUAGCAAAACCAGGAAUGCAUUUGACUUGAUGAAGCUUGCAUCUCGUGGUGCACAGAGGAAGACGGAGAAAGUGAAAAAGACGCUAGUGAAAUCAGACUUUAUCGAAGGAGAGGCCGAGGAAUCCGACGACGAUGCAUUGAUGGGCUUCGGUGGGCGGAAGGAGGACGAGGACGAGGACGACGAGGACGAGAACCAGAAUCAGACACUCGCUGAACUGGUCGAUGACAGAGCUAUGGAUGAGAAGAUGCUUGCUGAAGAAGCUGUAUUGGAGAAAGUCAGAGAGCAUCAACAAGAAGACGACCAAGCCCUAGAGAAGCUGCACAGAGAUGCCGCUGAGGGCAAACUGAGAGUUAAGCGACGCGAUCGCGGCGUCGGCUUUGAGGAUAGCGAGUCAGACGAGGAUGAAGAGGACGCCAGGGCCAGACGAAGGAAGAUGAUCAAGAAACGUAAGAUCGACCAUGACAGUCUUGAUCAGCUAUCCAACGAUCCAUCCACACGCGCGUUCUAUGAUGCGUAUAAUGCAGAUAACAUUGAUGAUGAUGAUUUCGAGCAUCUGCAAGAAGAACAAGAUGAGGAGACAUUGGUUGGAUCGCAGGAGACGGACCCUGAGGCCCAGACUAAGCAAUCGGUUAUAACUGUGUCGGAGCUGCGCCAUAAAUUGCGCGAGGCUGCUCAAGAAGCGGAGCCUAUGGAGGUCUUUGACCCUCAUGAUGUAGCCUGGAUGGAGCGUGAUAUUGAUGAGGAUGAUGAGGCAGCAAUCCAGGUGAAAGAAGUCACCACGACGUCCAAGCCUGUUCCUCCCCAACAAAACGCUGACUGGGAAGCCACACUGAUGAAGCCGAGACAUCCAAGUGAGAUCGACGAGGAGCAACUCAAUCGCUUGCAGGGCUGGGCCAAAGGCGAGUCGCGUACAGUCAGCACAGUGCGUGCGACGCGGGCAUCGGCUGUGACAGGACCUGGCAAGCGCGCUGCAGGCAGCGGAUCCGUAAGGGGCCAUGGCCGUGGGCAACGCGCAAAAUCAGGUGAAGGCAGCGCCACAAGGGCACCGAAAGCGAGCGCUCUCUCGGCCGUCUCGACCAGCAGACGUGCGCGGUUCAGAGAUUGAGCAAUUGUAGAAUGCAUACGAACUUGCAACUUCUGGAUUUCUUCUAUAGCUUACGUUGGGCACGAUGUACUGUACCUAGCCGUGUACCUUGGACUUCACUCUGUGAUGAAGCUACGCACUAUGGUAAUUCGUUUUGUAGCAUGUGCACUGCAUUCUGUUUGUCGGGCUUCGCGACGAAGAAACAUCCGUGAUAGAUUCUCAGUGUUCUAGUUACCGCAACUCUUGUAAAUUGAAUCCAUAUCA
Molecule: messenger RNA, 4594 nt
Organism: Laetiporus sulphureus 93-53
Lineage: Eukaryota; Fungi; Basidiomycota; Agaricomycetes; Polyporales; Laetiporaceae
Exons: 9
Coding region: 62-4351 (1429 amino acids)
Source: RefSeq, a predicted model, not a curated record